AACAAAUAAAUAUUCUGUUCACAAUCAGUAACUAAAUUGCUAGUGAUAAUAGUAUAAAUUUAUGAAAUCCGUAUAUUUUAACAGUCAUGGCAUUCGAAAAGCACGGUAUUGUACCUGACGUCAUUGACAAGGCGCCGCCGAAAGUCCUCGAUGUUUCAUAUCCGAACAACAUCAGUGUCGCUGAAGGGAAUGUCCUAACACCAACGCAGGUAAAAGAUCAGCCAACUGUGACAUGGCAAGCAAGUUGUGACGAUUAUUAUUUGCUGUGUAUGAGUGACCCCGACUCACCAACUCCGAAAGAACCAAUUUUUGGGGAAAUCAAACAUUGGCUUGUCGGAAAUAUUCCAGGUAACGAUCUCUCUAAAGGUGACGUAUUGGCUGAAUAUUUCGGUUCAGGACCUAAAGAAGGCUUACAUCGCUACAUAUUUCUGCUCUAUAAGCAGCCAAGUAAGAUAGACUUCAUGGAAAAAAGGGUCAGCAGGACGUCACGCGAAGGAAGGAUAAAAUUUUCAAUUCGUAAUUUUGCUAAGCAGUAUAACUUGGGCGAUCCUGUUGCUGGAAACUUCUAUCAAGCGGAAUGGGACGAAUAUGUACCUAUUUUACAUAAACAAUUUGAACAGACUGCGUAAUGAGUGCUCUUUCUUUUUAAUUCACAUAUACUACCUCUGUCAUACUGUUGCUGUCGUAAUUUUGUAAAUAAUAUUUAAAAGAAAUAU
Molecule: messenger RNA, 716 nt
Organism: Agrilus planipennis (emerald ash borer)
Lineage: Eukaryota; Metazoa; Arthropoda; Insecta; Coleoptera; Buprestidae
Product: phosphatidylethanolamine-binding protein homolog F40A3.3-like
Exons: 2
Coding region: 87-629 (180 amino acids)
Source: RefSeq, a predicted model, not a curated record